AAAAUAUUUUACACACCGACAGGCGGUAGUUACAAAAAGUGGCCUGAACAUUUCCAUGUUACACGAGUGUGUGGAUGGCUGCAAGGUCUCUGCUAAACCAGCUGGGUUGGCAUUCGGGAAAGUACAAGGUGAACAAAGAAGCCUCAAGAGCUCCCUUCACUGUCAAACAACUCAACUCAAACAUGGCUGGCAACUACAAGAAACAGGACGAAAAUGAACCACCAUCAAAGAAGCGUCGAACAGAGGAGGAGGGAUUAUGGGAUGACAGUAUGGAGUUUACACAGGCAGAUCUUGGUGAUAUUGAUGACCUUGAGAUGCAGGCUUCACAGGCAGUUAAACAACAGCAACCCUCAACAAGUAAACCAACGGCCAGCACUGCAGCUCGUGGAUCGUUAGGCAGUGGGGAGUUUGCGAGGCCAGUUCUGUCACGCAGCAGCUCCUCCAGCCUUGCCAGUCACAACAGCAGUUCCAGAAACACUAGCUCCAGUUCUAGAGGGUCGAGUCACCACAAUGUGUCUGGUGCUUCUAGCCACUCAAACUACCCCAGCUCAAUCAGUGGAUACAAUACUAGCAACUCUGCCAGCAUCAAGUCAGGUUCCUCGUCUGACCAUGGUAAUGCCCAGUUCAGCUCCCUGUCACGCGGGCUCAGUUCCGAGUCCCUGGAUGUGUCAAGCCUUCUGCAAUCAAACCAGUCUAUCUCUCAUGAGAUCAACAUUAUCAAACAGGAGAAUGCUUCUCUACAUCUGCAGGUUGAUCGUAUGAAGGAGGAAGGUUAUGUGAAGGAGGGAGAAAUCCAGCUACUCCGAGAUAAUCUGAAACAGAAGGACUCAGAGCUGGACUCUUUUAAGCAGGAACGCAUCAACUCACUUCACCAGCAGAAUCUCCACACAAACGAGCGAGAAAAACAUUUACAGUCGGAGGUGACAAAGCUGCAGACACAGCUUCAGUUCAAGGAACAGGAGCAAAGGGAGUUAACUGAUAGAUGUCGGGAACUGGAGGCAAGGUUGUCCGCCUUAACCACCCAGCCUAGCACUUCCAUGUCCCAAGCAAUAAGGCCAAGUCAAAUGGUGAGCCCAAAGCCUCGAAGGAUACUUGUUGAGGAAAGGUCACCAAAAGCUCAUGGGUCAUCUACAGGUCAAGGUCACAGUGGAUUUCCUUCAACAAGAAGCUUUAUGUCAGCUGAGGUGUCCCCUGUCAAGGUCACAAAAGUGAAAGACGCUGGUUCAGAGACUGUUGUAACUGCUGCAGGUGAUAAUGAGAUGGCUAAUACAAGAUCAAAAUUAAGCAGAGCACUAGAGGGUAGGAGGGCUAAGGGACUGGUCUGCCGGGUAGAACAGAGAAGGUCCAACGCAUCCAAGCGUUUUGGAGCCCGCCUGCUAGAGGUGCCUGUAGGCAGUGAAGGGCCAGAGGGGCGGGGUAUGGUUGGGCUAUUAAACAACCCAACUACAAGCCCAAGUCUUCUAAAUGUGCAGUUUGAACGGGACAGGAAUACCAGUCUGCUAUCUCCUGCCAGGUCACUUAGAUUAACAGAAUUCAAGAAGCUGGUUGAACGAGUAGAGCAACCCGAGAUGAUAAGCCUUGUGAAGAUUAAGCAUUUAAACAUGGCAAUAUCUGGCUUCUCUGCGAUGAUCAAACCCUCCACAGAUUCAGACCAGCACAUGAGCUGGACAAAAAACAUUCAGAGUGGAGGAACUUCUCAAAGUGUCAGAGAUGGUAGCAAAACUCAUGCUUCUGAUAGUGCUUUAUUCAUAUUACCAUUAAUCGAUGACUACCUCCGUUGUUAUGUUGAAAUGAUGGUGGCAACGCUUGAAAUAUCGGCGUCAUCAACGGAAUCGAACGGAACUGUUACUGCAAGUUCCUCAAGUUCUGAGCCAUCCCCUUCAGGAUCUUUAGCAGUGUUUUUGAAAUCCUCUGCAACUUUUGCCAAUGAUCUAGAGGGUUAUUGCGUGGCAGCGCUGAGGGCCUUACAUGUGCUAUUGGCUUGUCCAUCUGUCCGUUCAGUUCUAUUGAACUCAGGAGAUGGUUCAGCAAACGUUUCCAGGGUUGGAGAAAUGUCCCAGUCUGAUAAGGAGCUUGCCCCUCCAUCCCCGGGACGCGGCCCAAGCCCAGCCUUCUGUGGAUAUGUGGCAAACCUGCAGACCCUGCCCAAACUGUUUAAGCUCUGUAACCCUGGCAUGAAGCUGCAUCUUUGCUGUGAGAAGAUUGUGAUCCACAGUCUGCAGAUUGUCACCUAUCUUACCCAGUAUGCAGAUGAGAAACAGUUCCAAAGUCUGUUACCUGCAGUCUGUGAAGAGUGGUUACCGCGGUGUCUCGAAAUGGAAGAUUGCCCCCAGAUGACAGCCCAGAGUUUAUACCUUGUCAGGGCUCUUUUGCACCACAACCAGGCUGUAUCUCUUCUCUGUACUGCACCAUCAGGUUGCUUGCUGCUCUCCUUGUACAGCCUGUGUGCUCCAGCCCGCCAUCAGAACAUCCCAUCCUCCACAUCUAUACUCCUCGCACAUGCAAUACUGGGAUGUAUACAAAGCCUUACCAGCUGUCAUAAAGGAGGGUUAAAAAUUCUUCUGGAGUCCGACUGCGAGUGCUCUGUGGAGGUUGUAAAAAGUUUAGUAUACUUACUUAAUGUGAUAUUAAAAAUACACAAACACCACUUCACCAAAGUGCAAGACAAUAAACUUAAUGACAGUUCAACAUCACAAACACUUAGUGAUAUCAAAGAAACAGAUCAUCAGUUGACGCAGUUUCAUGGGGUGUCAAGAACAGUGAAUAGUGACAUAGUAACACAGUGUGACACUCUGUUACGAGUGGGGCUACAUCUUCUACACCUGAUAUGGCAGCAGGAUGCCGAGUUCUACGCAAGACACAUCCCCGUGCAGAACGUGUAUGUCCAGCUGAUCUGUGGGCUCACACACAUCUUCAGACGUCUACCCAACCAUGAUCAUGAGAUGAAUGCACUCCAUGAUCUGUGGGACUUUAACCAAGAUGAUUCGGAAUUAAGCCAGGCCAGUGACUCAGACACAGACAUGGAUCAAACCUGAUAGCAAACCUUCUACUAGAAUCUCCAUGUACUUCCAGGCUCUCUCAAAAUAUAUGUGGAAUCAUCAACCAAAAAUUGCUGAAAAACAAUGACAUGAAUUAAAGGCUACCUCCAGUUACAUGCCUGCUUACAAUGGCAGGAUGAUCUGUAGAUAAACUGACUGUUACCCAGAUCAAGGAAAAAGUUGAGGGCUACUCAAUUUAAACCCAGGAGAGCAGUUACAAAUUGGAUUCUCUCUCAUUUAAGUGUGUGUUUUUUAAAUUGUUGUUGGUAGUAAGAAACAAACAGGAAUCUUCCUUCUUUAUUUUGUCUUACUGGGGUUAGUUGUAUGUUUAUAUGGAAUAGCCCAUACUCCGAUCAUAGGAGUUGGAAGUUAUACUACGCAUCAAUGUGCCAGAUUUUGUCGAAAGUUUUCUUUCAGUUAGUUUUCAGAGAUGGUUGAUUGUGACAUAGAGCAAAAAUGAGAUUGCUUUUGUGAGGAGCUAAUCAUUUAUACAUGUAGUUUAAACCUCAUUAAUGGUAAAUAUUACAAUGAGAACAUUCAUUGGUAGAGCCAUUAAUAAUAGUUAGCAAAUAAACCAUGUAGUCUUCCUUUCUGAUUGCAUUGAGAACAUUCAUUGGUAGAGCUAUUAAAAACGGUUAAAAAUAUACCAUUAAUUAUUCCUUCCUGAUUACAUAAUUAUUCCUUCCUGGUGGCAUUGUCAUACAAUACCAGGAUACCUUCAUUGACUUGUAAAGCAAUAAAUUACAAAUAAAAACACAUUCAUGAUUUUACAUAAGGCUUCAUUUUGUGAUUAUGUUUAAGCCUUGAUAUUUUAAGCAUUUACCUGUGUAUUAUUCAGAUACAAAUUAGUUUCCACUUGAUAUUUAUAAAAAAAUAACGGCUAUACAUUGGAAGUACUGUAAUCAUAUAAAUGUACCUUACAAUUGUAUACAAAUUGCUGUAUUUAUACAUGUAUAUUCGUUUAUACUAUUAAACAGUUGUUGUUCAUGAAUAAAAUUAUCAAAACCAAUGUUCCGGAUAUUUUUCAAUCACAUCUUUUAAACGA
Molecule: messenger RNA, 4083 nt
Organism: Mya arenaria
Lineage: Eukaryota; Metazoa; Mollusca; Bivalvia; Myida; Myidae
Product: ATR-interacting protein-like
Exons: 19
Coding region: 75-3035 (986 amino acids)
Biological process (GO): DNA damage checkpoint signaling; DNA repair
Source: RefSeq, a predicted model, not a curated record